CGAUUUUUACUGUAACACACCACAGCCUUGGCUUCAAAGAUGGAGGCACCGGUGAUAGAAACAUGUCAUGUUGCUUGUUGUGCUAACAGGACACCAAACGUGGUUUCAUGGAGCCGUAGUGGAAUUAUUGCGUAUGGGACGUGUAACUCAGUGGCUCUGUACGACCCUCAGGAGAGAAGAGUCAUUGCUGUGCUGAAUGGACACACAGGCAGAGUGAAUGCAGUUCAGUGGGUUCACAGAGAAGACUGUGCUCUUGAAAGUCAUCUUGUCUCCGGAGGCUCAGACAAUCAACUCAUCCUUUGGGAGGUUCAGAAUGAGAAGUUCAGUCAGUCAGUGGUGUGUAAAGGCCACACCGGUCCAAUUAAUGCUGUGGAUGCCAUCUAUGUGGAGGGCUCAGAAAUCCUGGUGGCCUCUUCAGCAUCUGACUCCACAGUCAGACUGUGGCUCUGCAGUGGAAACAAAAAAGCUGAGUGCCUCCAUAUCACAUCAUUUGACAGUGGUUUCAUGAUGGAUGUCUCUCUGUCACUGUUGCCAGGCAGCAGAGUUCCCAUACUGGCCUGUGGGGGUGAUGACUCUCGGGUGCAUUUGUAUAUUCAGUCCAAUGGACAGCUCCAGAAAGCUUUGUCACUACAAGGGCAUGAGGACUGGAUUCGUGGAGUGGCAUGGGCAUCUAUAGGUGGGGAGCUGUUAUUAGCCAGCUGUUCACAGGAUUGUCUCAUCAGAGUGUGGAGGCUGUGUGCCAAGUCUGGGACAGACACCCAUGCAGAGGACGAUCACACCAUCAUCAAAAUGAAAGAGGACGUUUUUGAAGUGAAGGAGAGAGACAUUUCCUCAGUGUUUGCGGUGUCUCUUGAGACAGUCCUGGCUGGUCAUGAGAACUGGGUCUAUGGAGUCCACUGGCAGCCUCCUUUCUACAAAGGUGACAAGUUGCAGCAGCCUCUCAGUCUGCUCUCUGCUUCCAUGGAUAAGACAAUGAUCCUCUGGGCUCCCGAGGAGGGAUCUGGAGUCUGGGUGGAGCAGGUGCGUGUAGGGGAGGUUGGUGGCAACACUCUGGGUUUCUACGGCUGCCAGAUGAGUCCGGAUGGUUCCAUGAUUCUGGCUCAUGCUUUUCAUGGUGCUCUACAUCUCUGGUCAAAGGACCAAGAGAAAGAGGGAGAUUGGAGGCCUGGGGUUGUUAUAUCAGGUCAUUUCAGUGCAGUGCAAGACCUCAGCUGGGACCCUGAGGGUGAAUUCAUCAUCAGUGUGGGCUCAGACCAGACAACCAGACUCUUCACUCCAUGGAGGAAACAAGAUGUCAAAUUGGCAACCUGGCACGAAAUCUCACGGCCUCAGAUCCAUGGAUAUGACAUGCAGUGUCUUGCCAUGGUUGGAAGGUUUCAAUAUGUCUCUGGAGCAGAUGAGAAGGUCCUCAGAGUGUUUCAAGCGCCUCGUAAUUUUGUGGAGAACUUUGCUAAUAUCUCCGGGAUGUCGAGAGAGAAGUUGCUGACCUCCAGCGACUCUGCCAACCUUCCAGAAGGAGCCAGCACACCUGCUUUAGGUCUGUCCAACAAGGCUGUAUUUCAAGGUGACCUUGUUCCAAAAACCAAUAAAAAGGAGGAGCAGUUCAGCAGUGUAUCUGAUCAAUACCAGGAGUCUUACUUCCACCCACUUAACAUGACCGAGCCCCCACCAGAGGAUCAUCUUCUCCAGAACACCCUCUGGCCCGAGGUUCAGAAACUGUACGGCCAUGGCUUUGAGAUGUUCUCUCUCGCGUCUGACAGCGCCAGGACAGUGGUGGCGUCCGCGUGCAAGGCAUCUAAAGCAGAGCAUGCGGCAGUGUUGCUGUGGAGUACGACUACGUGGCGCCAGCUACAGACACUGCCCUGUCACACCCUCACCGUCACCCAGAUGGCCUUCUCACCCAACGCGCAACUCUUGUUAGCCGUUUCCCGUGAUCGCACCUGGUCUUUGUGGAAAAGGAAUGUGCCCACACCUGAAAGUCCAGAGCCGCAGUUCUCGCUGCACACACACACGGGGAAGGACACAGCCGUACACGGCCGAAUCAUCUGGUCAUGUGACUGGAGCCCUGACAGCAAGUACUUCGUGACAUCCAGUCGAGACAAGAAGGUAAUUGUGUGGGGCCCGUGUAAAUUAGAAAACACUGGGGAACCUGUGCUUCCUCCUGAGAUUAAACCAUGUUCCUCCAUCUUGGAUGUCGGUGAUUCUGCUACAGCUGUAGCUGUCUGCCCUGUACUCUGCUAUGAUAACAGCUACCUGCUCGCUGUUGGCCUGGAGUGUGGUAGAAUCCUGCUGUACAGGUGGAGCCCAAGCCAGGAGACUCUUGGAGGACACGACUGGAGCAGCUGUGCACAGACAGACAUCUUACAAAGCCACACUUUGACAGUCAAGAGGCUCUGCUGGAGGCCCAGGCCCGGCCGAGCAGGUCGAGAGACCAACAGGAAAGACGGACAAACUGAUGAAGAGAGCGAUUUCAAGGAAGAGAGCUCCUGGGUCCAACUUGCCAGUGCCAGCGCUGACCACUCUGUCAAAAUCUUCAGCAUCAACACUCGAGCUCUUUAGCACCACCAACAGUGACACUAUUAUGUCACUCACAUGCAUGAGAGUCACUUGAAUUGAGGGCCACAGGCCUGACUGGGCCACCGUGGCUACAGCUGCUCACUGGCAAACUGUUCACUUCCUGUGACAGGCAGUUAAGUCAUCAUGGGUUAGUCUCAGGACAAAGCCAUGGCAAACAUGCCCCAGUCUGUCUGCACACAGCUGAACAUAUGAUGAUAGCAAGAAAACCUAUUAUGAUUGGACAUUCUACAGACCGCAUAUUUAAACCCAGGUAAAAUCAAGCAAAUCAAGCUCAUCUUAAUAAUAAUGAUGUUUUCUUUCCAAUCUCUUGUACAGCUUUUCUAUUGUUAACAGUUAUUAAAAUGUUUUCGAUACUGUC
This is a messenger RNA of Solea senegalensis (Senegalese sole), 2935 nucleotides long. It is a transcript of the gene elp2, whose product is annotated as elongator acetyltransferase complex subunit 2. NCBI's taxonomy places the organism in Eukaryota, Metazoa, Chordata, Actinopteri, Pleuronectiformes, Soleidae. Gene Ontology annotation, molecular function: protein binding. The transcript is spliced from 22 exons. The record is from RefSeq and is a predicted model, not a curated record. The coding region runs from base 40 to 2559 and encodes 839 amino acids. Gene Ontology annotation, biological process: tRNA wobble uridine modification. Gene Ontology annotation, cellular component: elongator holoenzyme complex.